This is a messenger RNA of Magnolia sinica, 3985 nucleotides long. RefSeq names its product B3 domain-containing protein Os07g0563300-like. The record is from RefSeq and is a predicted model, not a curated record. NCBI's taxonomy places the organism in Eukaryota, Viridiplantae, Streptophyta, Magnoliopsida, Magnoliales, Magnoliaceae. The coding region runs from base 318 to 3224 and encodes 968 amino acids. The transcript has 12 exons. Gene Ontology annotation, molecular function: DNA binding; zinc ion binding.
CCAAGAAAACGAGUAACGUCUUCAGCAAACAACAGCACCGAAACCCAAUCCAGCGCGACGAACGGGAAAACUCCGCUUCAGAACAAGCCCAGGAAGAGGAGAAAAGCUCUACUACGACGCUCGCGAUACGGCAAAAACCACACCGUCGUGUCUUAAAAGCUCUCUCUCCUUUCUCUCAUGAUUAGAAAUCACGGCAUCUACUCCGUCUCUCCUCGUAUUUCUCCUCUCUUCUUCUCUUCUUAUUCCUCUCAUCACCUCCUCUCGAGAUCGUUUCUAGGGUUUUUCUCUCCUUCUCUUCUCUCCAUGUGAAGGGGAAGAUGUCUUCGUCGUCUUCUUCCUCCAAGAUCUGCUUCAAUCCCGACUGCAAAGAGGCGAAAUCAGAUCCUUCUAGAAAGGGAUGGCGUCUCCGCGUUGGCGAUUUCGCUGAGCUCUGUGAUCGAUGCGGUUCUGCAUAUGAGGAAGUGAGGUUCUGUGAAACUUUUCAUUCGGAUGCUGCUGGUUGGAGGAAUUGUGAGUCAUGUGGGAAGAAGGUGCACUGUGGAUGUAUUGCUUCCGUGCAUGCAUUCAUACUUUUGGAUGCUGGAGGAAUUGAGUGCAUGGCGUGUGCGAGGAAACCUUACAUUGCGGCAUCAAACCAAAUAUGGCCCCCUUCUUUGUUUCCUCCUCCACCUCUGCCUGACAGGCUGAAAGAUCUCUCUGUUAAAAGCAGGAAUCAGAUGACUGGACCCAGUUCAGUUCCUGGACAGUGGUGGCAAGCGACGAAUUUAUGGAAUACUGCUCAUAGUCAGUCUGAAUUGCGCCCACGGAUGCCAUGUGAUGUCGACAGACCAAAUAAUGUUGACAAACUGAUUUCCAGCGAGCGCCCUUCUCCCUCUGCCCAGGAGAAGAAAGUCAAAGAUUCAUAUGAAAGGAUACCAUCCACUGGCCUAAAGCUUGCUGCACUUGACAGCCUUCUUAAUGGGAAUGUCAGUGCUGAUGCAUUGACUGCAUUUAGUACAUUCCGCAAAGAAGAAAGGAAAGUAGAUGGCUUGCCAGAUGACAUCCACAUCACAGUUGAUGAUCCUGCAGAUACAAAAAAAAGAGUGAUUGCUGCUGAACCUGGCUUGACCAGUUCCGUUGCUGGAAUGAACUUUGAGACACAUUCAAGUUCAUGUGUAAACAUUUCACUGUCUUCGUCUAAACUGAAGGAUGAGCCAUCAACUCCCCUUUUUGGUUUGGGUGUAUCUUUGUCGUCACCAAAUGAGACAAAUGACCCAGCUAAGGUUUCUGGAACUCUUUCACAGCGACAAACACCUCCACCUCCACCGGCAAAGCAAUUCUUUGCUAACUCUCAGAAUGGAGGAGACUCUUCUGGGGAAUUACAAACUCAUAUACGCAAUGGAAGGCCUCGAGGGGAGGGUCAGAGAAGAACUCACUUACUUCCACGAUACUGGCCGAGGAUCACUGAUCAAGAGCUACAACAAAUUUCUGGAGACUCAAAUUCUGUUAUCACUCCUUUGUUUGAGAAGAUGUUGAGUGCUAGUGAUGCAGGUCGGAUAGGCCGCUUGGUACUGCCCAAAAAGUGUGCAGAGGCAUACUUUCCUACAAUUUCUCAGCCUGAAGGACUGCCUCUAAAAGUUCAGGAUGCAAGAGGCAAAGAUUGGGUAUUUCAAUUCCGUUUUUGGCCUAAUAAUAACAGCAGGAUGUAUGUACUGGAGGGGGUUACCCCUUGCAUUCAGUCGAUGCAAUUGCAAGCAGGUGACACAGUAACCUUCAGUCGGAUAGAUCCAGAGGGAAAGUUAGUCAUGGGAUUCAGAAAGGCUUCAAAUGUUCCUUCCGAACAGGACAUUCAGGCACUCAAAACUGGGAAUGGUUUCUCAACAAGUGGAGAAAAUAACAAAAAUGCCAAACCGAGUGAAGCUGGUUCAGCUUUUCCUCUUCGUCCGUAUAAAGGUGGUGCAGAUUCAGCUAUCCAUUCAUCAAUUAACCAGAUUAAUCUGACAGAUCCAGCAUAUCCCUGGUCUAAAUUUGAUAAAACUGGAUACAUACAAAAAGAAGGCACAGGGGCUAAGUCAUCUCUGCUCCCAAGUAAAAGGAAAAGCAGCACGCUUGGUUCAAAGAGUAAACGCCUACGGAUUAAUAAUGAGGACUCCAUGGAGCUCAAGAUGACAUGGGAACAAACGCAAGAACUGCUCCGUCCUCCUCCAAAUUAUGUUCCUACUAUUGUGGUGAUUGAAGGCCAUGAAUUUGAGGAAUAUGAGGAGGCACCGGUAUUGGGAAAACCUACCAUUUUCACAACCAAUCCUGCAGGUGAAACUAAUCAAUGGGCUCAGUGUGAGGAUUGUUCAAAAUGGCGCAAACUGCCGUUGGAUGCACUUCUGCCUGCAAGAUGGACAUGUUCUGGUAACUUAAUGGAUCCUAAAAGGUCUUCAUGUUCAGCAGCACAGGAGAUAACCACAGAACAGCUUGAGGAUCUGCUCCCUCCUACUGGUCGUUCGAAGAGAAGCAAGACCAAGGAGGAAACUGAUGCCGUUGAAGCAGCAGAGGGCCUUGACACGCUUGCCAACCUUGCUAUUCUUGGUGAGGGUGAGGCUCUCCCUCCUUCAGCCCAACCCACCACAAAGCACCCUCGCCAUCGUCCUGGUUGUACAUGCAUUGUCUGCAUCCAGCCCCCAAGCGGCAAGGGCCCCAAGCACAAGCAAACAUGCACUUGCAACGUCUGCCUGACAGUCAAGCGUCGCUUCCGCACUCUCAUGCUGCGGCGCGAGAAACGCCAGUCGGAAAAGGAAGCUGAGAGGAAGAAGCAGCAGUUUCAGUCAACUGAAAAACCAGAGCAAGAGGAUGAGCUGGCAGGAAACAAAAGCAAUGGCAGUCCAAGCCAGAAAACUGCUGCAAAUGGAGACGACGAGGAUCCCAAUAGAUGGAAGUCAUCUUGUUCUCCUUUCAAAGGACGGAUCGAUCUGAACAUCCAGCCUGAGCGUGAGGAAGAGCCAUCACCAGUGUCAGAUUCCGGAGGCAUGAUGCAGUUGCUCCGAGAUGCCACCGAGCAGUGUCUCAAGCAGCAGAGGUUGGGGACUCCUGUUGGGAAUGGGGAGCCAGUCAUCAAUCAGGUAGAGCCAAGCAGUGGCACUGGAGGAGAAAGGCCCAGCGUUGGGCCCCACAACAGUGGCCAUCCUGAUGCUGACAAGGACCGUCCAGUCUCUAUAUCAAUGACUGUGUCAGCCUCAACGUCAGCAACAGGCUAGAGGAACUCCAAUGUACAUGCCAUGUCAGCUCGUCGGCCAAGCAAGGACGGGCCUCUUGUGUACAGCUCACAUCAGCAGCAUCCAUUCAGCUUCAUCUGCCAGCACGGCAAGCGGCCUUCCCUUGUUUAUGUACAUCAAAGAGGCAUGACUGGAUUAGGGUCGGAGACUGGGGGAAUGACACUAAAUAGCUGGUGGAACUGGAAUAUGGUGGAGCCCUCUCUCCACAGUGCAUGUUGCAGGCUGAAAAAUCAAUGGGGGGUGCCAUUUAGUUGCCUGUAGUAUGACAGACGGUUCAGAAGGCAGAUCAAUCAGAUGAGCAUGGCCAUUGAAUCAGCAGGGCCUUCAAAGCAACAGUGGAAUACAAAUGGCCACCUUCUAGAUUCACAGUGGAAAGUUGCGUGAUCAUCCAGUAAGCUUGGAUUUUGAAUUCUCAGACAGCCAUGGUAACAGUCCCCCAGAUGGAUGGUCCUGAUUGAUACAUUCCUCUGCCAUGUUUACGGUGUGCAGAGGGCUGUGCUAUACAUCUCUUAUAUUCCUGUUCCACCACCUCUGCCUCAUCCAUCUCCCAGCGGUCAAGCCCUCAACCUGAUUUUCUUUCUCAGCCAGGGUCUCACUGUAGGAUAGAAGGCAGGGAUUGAAGCUAUAAUUUUUGGAUGCUGAUCUUGCUGCCUUACUAGUUCUUGAAGCAGCUGAGGAUGUAUUAUUUUACUUGCAUUGUUUUCAUCAGUAAAAGAAGUUGAAAGAUGUUCCAUUCGUGUGCA